AACCCCUUCUUCUAUAGAUUAGAAUCGUUGCUGCCGCCACCCACCGUGACCUUAUUGCAACGCCAUCGCUGCCGCCAUGCACCCCACCCUCUCAGAUUCAUCGCCGCACUCGUGUCACGCUGCCCUCCUCCAUCUCUCUUCCUCAAAGCAUGAUUUUAAAUCAAUGAUGGUACAGAUUGUAAUGAUAGUGUCGUUGAUAAUGGUAUACAAUGGUGAUGUCGUCAGUAGUGACAAUGAAAAAUCAAAGGCGUCAAUGGUAAGUUUCGAUAGUAGCGGUGCGGUGGGGCGGAGCAGAGGACGGUGGUGGUGGAAAUUCAAGUGAUAGUGGCAGGGAUGCAGCGACGAAGAUGGCGAUAGUGGGCAUCACCGUCGACGAUGAUCGAUUGCGGUAGUGGGCGUCGCCUUCGGCAGCACGCUGUUGUGAAGUUGGCCGAACUUUUUUUAGUUUUUGGACUUGGCCACCACCGGCGGAUCUAUUGCUAAACUAGCUAAUGAGGUAAAAGUGGUGAUCUAUUUGAAUUUGGUUAUCUAAUUCAUGUAAGAGAUAUUAUUAGAUUUAUUGAACUUUCACAAAUGAUUCAAACACUCUUAACAUAUUAGUGUCUCCUGUAUUAAAAGAGAGAGAACUUU
This is a messenger RNA of Cuscuta campestris, 630 nucleotides long. The record is from the annotation of a GenBank genome assembly. NCBI's taxonomy places the organism in Eukaryota, Viridiplantae, Streptophyta, Magnoliopsida, Solanales, Convolvulaceae.